Messenger RNA from Procambarus clarkii (red swamp crayfish), 981 nucleotides. The record is from RefSeq and is a predicted model, not a curated record. NCBI's taxonomy places the organism in Eukaryota, Metazoa, Arthropoda, Malacostraca, Decapoda, Cambaridae.
UUUUGCCGAUUUCUAGUUUUAGAAUGUGUGUGUUUACGGUAUAUCGAGGGCCUUUUCUACACGUGGGCGGGCCCAACACUGGUGGCAGCUAACCCAUGUCGUCCCGUGAACCACUUGUAUACUUCUUCCCAGAUAAAACAUCACCAUGACCAGGUGAAGUGUGGUGCUGACAGGCGUGAUGCGCAUGUGUACAGUGUUGUGGGUGUAGCUCAUCAUCGUCUCACUCAUGAUCUUGGCCUUAUAAAUCAAGCUGUUUUGGUUUCCGGGGAGAGUGGUGCAGGAAAGACUGAAUCUGCUCGUUACAUGUUGGGAUACUUGACACAUGUUGAAACAAAGUUUCCUCAAGUUCCACGCUCACCAUUAAAGGGUGUGUGGGAGGACAAGGAGCCUAGGGACAUCCAGGAUAAGAUCUUGGCUUCUAAUCCUAUUCUUGAAGCGUUUGGUAAUGCUGCCACUCUUCGCAACCAUAAUUCCAGCAGAUUUGGAAAACUGAUCCGUCUACAGUAUGGAGGGCGUCAACUGCGAGGGGCUGAGAUUGACACUUACCUAUUGGAGAAAACCAGGGUUACUCACCAGCCAGAGAGCGAGCGAAAUUUUCAUAUAUUUUACCAGGUUUUAUCAGGUGUGAGAUCAGGGUUACUAAAAGACUUGAUGCUUGAUGAGGAAGAGAGAUUUGCCAUCCUGCCAGGUGAUAUGACAGCAGCAGACCUCACAAAUCUUGAAGAGACUUUGUGUGCAUUCCAGCAACUGAAUUUCUCAAGUAGCCACCAAAAGGAAAUAUUUCAGGUUAUAGCAGCUAUACUGUUCUUGGGGAACAUCAGCUUUACUCUAGAGGAAGGAGACACUAAUUGGACUGUAAAUAUGCAAAGUAGAGACUGUGUGAAGAGUUUACAAGCAGCUUGUUUGUUGUUGGGGUUGGAUGUAGACCAACUGGUUAAUACCUUAACCAUCCAUACCAUCAGUGUCAGUAGUGCCCAAAAG